GUGUCAGUUGUCAAGACAAUGACAUGUUACGCUGGGUUUCAGACAGCGUCGACUGUUGCUAAUUUCUAAGUUUAUACAUUUGGAAAACACAUAAUACUGUCCAAUACGGAGAGUAACUAAGGUUCAUGAAAUUAAAAACUCUCCAACUUUAAAUUAAAAUGGAUUUUCAAAAUCGCCCCGGCGGUAAAACUGGUGGUGGAGGAGUAGCGUCAUGGUCUGAAAGUAAUCGAGACCGACGCGAAAGACUUCGUCAACUGGCGUUGGAAACCAUUGAUUUGAAUAAAGAUCCCUAUUUUAUGAAAAAUCAUUUAGGGUCAUAUGAAUGCAAGCUUUGUUUAACUCUUCACAACAAUGAAGGAAGUUAUUUAGCUCAUACUCAGGGUAAGAAACAUCAAGCCAAUUUAGCACGUAGAGCUGCAAAAGAAGCUAAAGAGGCCCCGCAGCAACUAGCCCCUGAGAAGCCUAGGAUUGAACCUAAGAAAUUUGUCAAGAUUGGAAGGCCUGGUUACAGAGUAACAAAACAGAAAGACCCUGAAAAUGGCCAACAAAGUCUACUAUUUCAAGUUGAUUAUCCUGAAAUUGCUGAAGGAGUACAACCAAGACAUCGCUUCAUGUCUGCCUAUGAGCAAAAGAUAGAACCUCCAGACCGCAGAUGGCAAUACUUGUUGUUUGCUGCUGAGCCAUAUGAGACAAUUGCAUUCAAGGUCCCAAGCAGAGAAGUGGAGAAACAUGACUCCAAAUUCUGGACUCACUGGAAUAAAGACACUAAGCAGUUCUUCCUACAGUUUGCAUUUAAAAUGGAACCAUUACGUAUGCCACCACCUCCUCCCAAGAUGUGGGAGAAUCAUGGAAUGCGUCUGCCGCCUCCUCCUGGGGCUCCAUUAAUGGGAGUACCUCCUCCUCCACCCUUAUUACCUGUACCCCCACCACCACCUUCAAUGUAAAUAAAUAUUAAUUAGAAUGUUAAGUAAUAAAUAUAUUUUAAAAAUA
Molecule: messenger RNA, 990 nt
Organism: Spodoptera frugiperda (fall armyworm)
Lineage: Eukaryota; Metazoa; Arthropoda; Insecta; Lepidoptera; Noctuidae
Gene: Sf3a2
Product: splicing factor 3A subunit 2
Exons: 3
Coding region: 159-944 (261 amino acids)
Biological process (GO): spliceosomal complex assembly
Cellular component (GO): catalytic step 2 spliceosome; nucleus; U2-type prespliceosome
Molecular function (GO): zinc ion binding; nucleic acid binding
Source: RefSeq, a predicted model, not a curated record